AUGAGUCGUGUUUCUCGUCAGGACACUUCUCGGAAGCGGGGACGAAUAACAUUCAAUGGUCCAAGCCAACCGAAGAGGCAACGCCGGCUAAGGAGCCAUGAUCCCGCGAAAUCAGCCCCUCCAGCGUCGUUCCUUGACGGCGUAGAGGUGAUCGACUUGUGCGACUCUCUGUCGCCAUCACCCGAAUCUUCAGAGGAUGAAAAUAGCCUGGACGAAGCCUCUAGUGCUAGUCCAUUCGAAUCCCGGUCUCGUGACCAUCAACAACAGGCCAAUGAUGAGUCAAUCGCAUCAAAAACCGAUACUGAAGAUAAUAAUGACAGUGUGGAAAUAAUCGAGAUUGAGGAUUUUCCCCUGGGCGGUGAAGACGUUUCUAGCCGAGCAGAGCCGUCUGGUGUUGAUACUCCCCAGGAUCCAGCUCAUUGUGAACUAGUGUCUACAGGUAGUGACACAAUCGUACAAGCUGAUGAUGAUGCUCGAGAUCAAGUGUCUGACAUUUCGAGUGACGAAUAUACCGGUUCUGACGCUACGGAACCAAAGGUGAACGUUAUGAAGCACGCAGAAACUGGGCUUCUAGUUUGUGCCGAGGGCCACGAACCGAUGGUGGUGCUACGUCAGCAGAUAGGGUACCACUUGCAAAGUAAACACAAGGGCAAUUGUUCCGAAGAGUUCCUCGACAAGCUUCGAAAAGAGCUAAGAAAGAGCAACAUCACCAAGCUUCCUCUCAGAGUGAAAACCAGGCUUCCAGGCAUUCCCGUUACUGAGGCAUUCUAUUGUUUUACAUGUUGUAAAGUCCUCAGAGCCAGAGUGGUGCAUACUGUAAAUAGCCCUACAUGCAAGGGAAGUAAGCGAGUAACGGUCAGAAGUCAGCAGUGCUUUGAUCGCGGAAGCGUGAUUCUUGGGUCCAUUCCAGGAGAGCCCCUCGAUCAUGACCACGUCGAUUCUGAUGAUAGCGAUCUGGAAACAGAAGUUCAAAUCGAGAAGCACAAAGAAACUGGCUUAUUUGUGUGUGCCCACGAUCAUGACCCGGUGGUUGUGCUUCCACAGAACAUCUCAAAGCACAUGGGUCAUAGCCAUAAAUAUGGGUGCUCUGAAGAGUUGCGCGCAAAGAUUCGCCGAGUUCUCAGGCGUUGCACGGUUAUGGAGGUUCCCCCCAAUAUAACCACCAGGCUUCCUUUUAUUCCCAUUGUCACGGUUCAUUUCUGCUUUCACUGUCGCGAGAUUUUCAAGAAACGGCACUUUCAUGAAAAGACAAAUCCCCAAUGUAAAGGCAGCAAAAGCGUACCCGUCAAAUGUCAAUUCUCCGCCCUAAAGAACGGUGUGAUUCUUGGUCCCAUCCCAAACGAAGAAGAUAUCAAUAUGUGCGACCAUGCACUCACUGGUCAGAAUUCUGAAAACUAUUCGGUAUACACUAGCGAUGAAAGUAAUGGGGGUGCUUUAACCAAAGUUAACGUGUUCCUUCACGAGGAAACAGGCUUACGUGUUUGUGCCGAAUCUCAUAGCCCUAGGGUAGUGCUUCCACGCCAGAUAACGUCGCACAUUUCGAAUUUUCAUACUGACAAUCAAAAUGGCUCCAACGAGAUUCGCAAGCGACUUCGUGAGGAACUUUUGAAGUGCCCUGUCACCGACGUCCCGCCCAACAUUCAGACUGCGCUUCCAGCUAUCCCCAUUGACGAAGCAAACUACUGCUUUAAAUGUCGAAAGGUUUUCGUAAACACUUACAUGCAUGACAAACGACCCCAAUGCAAGGGCGGCGAGCGAGUAUUGGUUAAAUGCCAAUUCUACAACAAAGCCAAGAGCGUGAUCAUUGGGUCCAUGCCAGAUGUACCUAGUGAUCUUGCUGAUGGCGACGUCGACCAUAUUGACGACGGUGAGGCCAAUGGGAACGAUGGUCCAGAUGUAGAUGUCCAAAAACAUAGCGAGACUGGCUUGUUUGUCUGUGCUCACGGCCACGCACCUGUGGUAGUACUCCCACUGCAAGUCCUCGUCCACCUCACUAAUAACCACACCACCAGACAUAACUGCUCCAAAGAGGAACGUGCACAAAUUCUGAAGAUACUCAAUACUUGUACAGUUACUGAAAUUCCGGCAAACAUUCAAACAGAAUUCCCUGCCAUCCCCAUUGUCAUCGCAGAUUAUUGUCUUAAUUGCAAAAUGGUCUUUAAGACAAAGACAAGUCAUGUCAAGAACGACGAAUGCGUCUUGGUACGAGUCAGGUGCCAAUUUUACGCUAAGGGUCUAGGCGUGGUGAUUGGACCGUUACCGCAAACGCCUGAUGACAACGAAGUCAUAGACUCCGACGAAAGUGACGUUGAAGAAGAAUUGAAGAUUGAAAAGCACCAGGAAACCGGCUUGCUUGUUUGCGCUGAAGGUCAUAAACCAAGGGUAGUGCUUCCAAGCCAAGCCAAAUAUCACGUCAGAUAUGACCAUUCCAUCAAACGUGGAUGGUCCAAAGGGUUACAGGAAAAGAUGAUUGAACUUCUCAGCGCCUGUUUAGUUAACGUGGUGCCUUCCAACGUUCAAACCCCACUCCCUUUCAUUCCUGUUGUCCAGUCAGAAUACUGCUUUAAUUGCUGCCGGGUAUUGAAGUAUAGCUCCGACCAUGACGAGGAAAAUGAAUGCUUGGGCAGCAAGCGAGUUCUAGUCAACUGCCAGUUCUAUUUACAAAAUAAGGCCUUAAUAAUUGGGCCUACGCCAGAAGAGCCCAACGAUGUCGUCAACAACAUUAGCAGAUCGGGUCUGGUUCACUUUAAUGAUAGUGACGACAAUGAUGAUUAUGAAGAUGAACCACCAUUGAACAUCUCGACUCACCUUGAAACUGGGUUGCUUGUGUGCGCACACGAUCAUGAACCGGUGCUAGUGCUUCCACAAAACAUUGCAAGCCACCUUUCACAACUUCACCCGAAAUCGCAGUGUUCCGAGAGACUACGUCAACGUAUCCGUCGAUUCAUAAGACGUUGUACCGUCAGUGAGGUUCCUGCCACCAUUCAGACCGCGUUACCUGCCAUUCCCAUGUCCGUCGCAGAAUAUUGUCUUCAGUGCAAAUUGUUGUUCAAAUCAUCCAACACCCACCAAAAGACAAAGGCGGAGGGGUGUGAAGUUGUGCGAGUGAAGUGCCAGUAUUAUAACCGAUAUCAAGCCGUCAUGGUUGGGGAUAUUACAGAUCAAACAGAUGUCAACGAGUUACCAGUUUUAUACGAAAGUGAUGUGGAAGCGGAGGUAUUAACCGAAUUGCACGAGGAGACUGGCUUGUUCAUGUGCGCUCAUGGCCAUGAACCUGUGGUGGUUUUACCACGCCAGGCCCGUCAACACACCGUAAGAUGGCACUCCGACGAGCGUGGCGGCUCCAAAGAAUUACGUAUCAAACUUCGUCGAGUUCUUGAGCGUUGCAAAGCGACUGAAGUCCCUGCCAACAUCUAUACCAAGUUCCCUGCCAUUCCGGUCACGAAAGCAGAGUACUGUUUCGGAUGUUGCGAGGUCAUCGGAGACUGGCCUCAUCAUGUAAAAGAGUCUUGCAAGCGCAUUCCACGAGCACAAGUCGACUGUCAAAUUUACCAGUACAGAAAAGGUGUGAUCAUCGGGGAUGUGCCGGAAACUCCCCCUUAUUAUAAAGACAUCGAUUCUGGAGAUUCUACGCUGGAUGCAUCCAAUGAUGAGGGCCACAACCGUCCUGACGAUUCAUCCACACCAAUCGAGGGUGAAGAUGAGGAGGACGAUGGCCUAGAAUUGAACAUCAUGAAGCACCAAGAAACCGGCAUACUUGUGUGUGCCCAUGGUCAUAAGCCUAUGGUGGUACUUCCUCUGCAGCUCACGUAUCACCUCUCAAAGAGACAUUCCUACAUGUACAACAGCACCGACAAGUCACGAGCAAGGAUUCGUCGUAUUUUCAGCACUUGUACGGCGACAGAGGUUCCUCCCAGGAUUAGUACGAAGCUUCCCUUAAUUCCCGUGAUUCUGGCAGAGUAUUGCUGCAACUGCUGUCGCGUAAUCAAGAAUGACCCAGAUCAUGAUUGGACAAAUGAGUGCAAGGACAGCAAGCGAGUGAUGGUCGAUUGCCAGUUCUACACCAAGACCGAAGCCGUGGUUGUUGGACCAUUACCCGUCGAGUCUGACUGA
Diutina rugosa is the source of this 4113-nucleotide messenger RNA. RefSeq lists its product as uncharacterized. The record is from RefSeq and is a predicted model, not a curated record. The transcript has a single exon. The coding region runs from base 1 to 4113 and encodes 1370 amino acids. NCBI's taxonomy places the organism in Eukaryota, Fungi, Ascomycota, Pichiomycetes, Serinales, Debaryomycetaceae.